CGGUGAUUUCCAAUUUCUGAUUAGCUGAUUCCUGAUUAGUGACUUCUAGUUGCAGACGACAGUAGGUCUAUCAUGUAUUCAGAGGAUAGCACGUCCACCACUUCAGAUGCCGCCAGUAUCUCCUUCUCCAGUGCCAUGGCGUGCCAUUCUAAAGAGAUCGGGGUGGGUGAGGAAUACAACAGUCGCUUGGCACGUCGCCCCCCGAAUGCCUUCCUGGUAUUCUGCAAGAAGAACCGGCCGACUAUGCGCACAAAUAAUCCUAAGCUGGAGAAUAGGCUUCUCACCAAAAAACUGGGCAGAUGGUGGGCCGUUCUAAGUGAUGAAGAAAAAGAACUGUACAAAUCAGUGUCAAACAGGAAUAAAGAGAGAUUUUUCAAAAAGAACCCCAAUUUCAAGUGGUAUAAGUUACCUGCUCCACCCUUGCGUCGUCUUUCAACCAGGCCAUCCAAAAUUAAAAUAAAAGCCGAGGCUCCGAUCAAAAGUGAGGAGGCUACAAGCUCUGUGCAGUUAUCAAUCAAAAGCGAGACUAUAAGCUCUGUAAAACUGGCAGAUGAAUCACAGCUUGGAGCUCUAACAAGUCUUCUGACACCUCCAAAGCCUCCAAACAAGCGAUACCUGCAGAUGAAUCAUCCCAAAUCAGAAGAGAAUACUUAUUUCAACAAGAGCUUGUUGAGAUUCGAUGUAGAACCUGCUGUUGAAGUGAAGGAAGAACCACCAGAAGAUAAAAAUGAGGAGGAACGUGUAAAUGAGGAAAAUGAACAGGCUGUUGUCACAAACAACUGCUCAACUGGAAGUUUCAACCAACAUUUUCGAGUAUUGAAUGGUCAUUUCAAUGGAGUUAUCAGCGAAUAUCAUGAACCACUGAGCCGGCGCCAAUCAGAGCGACUCAAACGUCGGAACAAUCAAUGGUACUCAGAGUUGGAGAAUAAUACUGAGACUCCACCUAAAACAGAACAGGCUGUUCCCAUCAAAUGGGAAAAUUCAUCAGAGCUCGAAAACGAAGAAAAUGCUCCUGAAUACUUGACGCAUUCCGACACCAAAGUCAAAUUGGAGAAUAAGUUUUCCCUUUUCUAUGAUAAUUACAUUGACGUUGAAUUUGAAAAAGAAAUCGAAGAGCUGCCGGAAUUGAACUACGACGAUUUUAUACUAAAGAACAACGAGAAGAAAACGAAGAUGGCGAAGCCAAAGAAAACCAGACCAUCCAAUUCCCUCAUGGAUUAUAAGGGCCUGAAAGCUCCCAAGAAACGACGACAGAAUAUCAAUAAUAAUAAAGAUGAAGAUGAUUCGGUGGAUUCUGAUGAUUCAGGAUCCAAUUAUAUUAUCGAUACUAGCAAGUGGAGACGAUCUGCAUUGAAGAACCGUCCAAAUAUGAGCGGAGAACACCCCGUUGCUACAACUUACACAUCCACUGCUGACAAUCCAGUAACCAGCAGGAUCGAAAACACGUCCUCUCCUCGAGAUCAACGCACAACACAUCCAGUUUCUGGUAAGUAA
Nilaparvata lugens (brown planthopper) is the source of this 1494-nucleotide messenger RNA. It is a transcript of the gene bbx, whose product is annotated as HMG box transcription factor BBX. NCBI's taxonomy places the organism in Eukaryota, Metazoa, Arthropoda, Insecta, Hemiptera, Delphacidae. Gene Ontology annotation, cellular component: nucleus. Bases 73 to 1494 code for a protein of 473 amino acids. The record is from RefSeq and is a predicted model, not a curated record. Gene Ontology annotation, biological process: regulation of transcription by RNA polymerase II. The transcript is spliced from 7 exons. Gene Ontology annotation, molecular function: RNA polymerase II transcription regulatory region sequence-specific DNA binding; DNA-binding transcription factor activity, RNA polymerase II-specific.